UCUUGCGAAGAUGAGACUUUUUAUCACAUUUUCCUGCAUAUUUUUAUCACUUUUUGAGGUUUUCUUGCUCAUCAAAGCCGAAUCUUUGAUAGUUGAGACAUCAACAGGUCCCGUUGAAGGCAUUCGCACCCCGGGCAAAUGCAAAGAAGCGAACGCUUGGUACGGAAUUCCUUAUGCGAAGCCUCCCGUGGGUGAAUUACGCUACAAACGACCUGUGCCCGUCGAACCUUGGAGCGACAUUUUAAAAACGAAGAAAAAACCGAAUGCCUGUCAUCAGCAAUUGGCGAACGAUGAUCCUGUGGAUCCGGGACUUUUUACGUUGCAUCGCGAACACCUGUCGGAAGAUUGUUUGUACUUGAAUGUCGUGUCUCCCGUGGAACGUGAGGGAAAAUUACCUGUGAUGGUUUGGAUUCAUGGCGGCAGUUUCACGAGUGGCGGUACCCGAAUGCAUCUUUACGACACGGAAUGUCUCUCGAAUUACGGCGAAGUUGUUACUGUUUCCAUCGGAUAUCGUGUCGCAAAUUUGGGAUUUUUAUAUUUGGGCGAAGAUACGGCACCCGGAAAUUUGGCGCUGCUGGACCAACAACUCGCUCUGAAAUGGAUAAAAGAAAAUAUUGAGAAUUUUGGCGGAGAUCCCGAUCAAAUUACAAUCCAUGGUCAAAGUGCGGGCGGAUCAAGUAUCAGUUUUCAUCUGUUGUCUGAAGGUUCAAAGGAUUUAUUUAAACACGCGAUUGUCCAAAGCGGUGCUGCUUAUUGCCCAUGGAGUUGGAUAAGUAAUGAACGUGCACGAGAAAAUACGAAAAAAUUCGCUGCCAGAGUUGGAUGCACUGACACAAGUAGCGAUGAAGUACUUUUGAAGUGUUUGCAAGAAGUUGACGCCCAAAAACUCGUUGAAAGCGAAGAACAUCCAGAUGUACCGGAAUUUCCUCCAACGAUUGAUGGAUUGUUCAUCAAAAAAGAUCCGUGGACCGUGCAAAGGGAGACUGAUUUUACGGGACGAAGUGUGAUGAUUGGUACGACAUCCGAGGAGGGAGACGUCUAUGGGUUUAGUUUCCUCAUGAAAGUCGGCGUCGAUGAGAAAAACAUCCCGCAAAACGUCACCGAACAAAAUGCGAAAGAUGUUCUUGAUGUUGUUGUUGACGCUUUAUCGCAUGACAUCCCCGAAGGCACGGCACAAAAAGUUCUGGACUUUUACGCGGAAAAAACCAACAAAAAUUACUUCAACGUAGUGUCACAAGGCGCCAUCGGAGACCCGUUACUCGACUGUCCCGUGAACGAUUUCGCUGAUGGCUUGGCGAAAAACGGCGCUAAAGUCUAUAAAUACGUUUUUGCGCAUCACGCGAAAUAUUCGCCGUGGGCACAGCGCGGUUUAGGAGCAGCUCAUUGCGAAGAACUUCUUUUUAUGUUCGGCGAACCUCUGCGAAAAGAUGCCAAACUCGAAUUUUCGCUCUUUGAAAAAUUAUUGGCGAAACGAACGAUCGGUUAUUGGACAGAUUUUGCUAAAACGGGGGAAGUGCGACGAAAUAUGCUGCAAAAAUGGCCAUUGUACGACGAAAAGGACAAAAAGUAUGUUCAAAUAAAUUUACUGGGUACUUCAGUCGAGGAAAAUUUCCGAGGCGAAUACUGUGAAUUCUUCAAAAAUGAGUUGUGAAGGGACAUUUUUUUCGUCGCUAAAAAGAAAAAAAAAGAAAUUUGUUAAAAGGAUGAAUAAAUUGAUAAGUAAAGUAAUUUGAUCAGCUUUUUUGUCAACAUUAUAGGCAUUGAAAGAUUAUUUGAAGUGGUUUUCUUCCUCAUUUUUUUCCUUUUUAUAUUUUUCUCUCGAAGGGUGAACGAUGGCAAAUAUUUGUAUAGAGACGGGAGAGAGAAGGAAAAAUAUGAAAAGUUAAUAAAUAAUGAAAAAGAGGAGUUUUUAAAAAAGUUUGUGACAAAAUUGAAAAAUUGGAUGUCAAUUGACAGUCUGUUGAUUUUUUUUGGACUAAAAUU
This is a messenger RNA of Culicoides brevitarsis, 1983 nucleotides long. RefSeq names its product cholinesterase 1-like. The record is from RefSeq and is a predicted model, not a curated record. Gene Ontology annotation, cellular component: plasma membrane. Lineage: Eukaryota; Metazoa; Arthropoda; Insecta; Diptera; Ceratopogonidae. Bases 11 to 1651 code for a protein of 546 amino acids. Gene Ontology annotation, biological process: acetylcholine catabolic process; choline metabolic process. The transcript has a single exon. Gene Ontology annotation, molecular function: acetylcholinesterase activity.